Molecule: messenger RNA, 1509 nt
Organism: Bufo gargarizans (Asiatic toad)
Lineage: Eukaryota; Metazoa; Chordata; Amphibia; Anura; Bufonidae
Gene: PAX1
Product: paired box 1
Exons: 6
Coding region: 1-1509 (502 amino acids)
Biological process (GO): anatomical structure development; regulation of transcription by RNA polymerase II
Molecular function (GO): DNA-binding transcription factor activity, RNA polymerase II-specific; RNA polymerase II cis-regulatory region sequence-specific DNA binding
Source: RefSeq, a predicted model, not a curated record
AUGGAACAAGCUUAUGGAGAAGUGAAUCAGCUGGGCGGUGUGUUUGUUAAUGGAAGACCCCUGCCCAAUGCUAUCAGGUUGAGGAUAGUGGAGCUGGCACAGCUGGGGAUCAGGCCUUGUGAUAUCAGCAGACAGCUACGAGUUUCUCAUGGAUGUGUGAGUAAAAUCCUGGCCAGAUACAACGAAACAGGAUCCAUCCUACCAGGGGCUAUUGGAGGGAGCAAGCCCAGAGUCACCACUCCUAACGUGGUCAAGCACAUCAGGGAGUACAAGCAAGGAGACCCCGGCAUCUUUGCUUGGGAGAUCAGGGACCGACUUCUGGCUGACAACGUCUGCGACAAGUACAACGUGCCUUCUGUCAGUUCCAUUAGUAGGAUUUUAAGGAAUAAAAUUGGAAACUUGUCUCAACCUAGUCAAUAUGAGAGCACAAAGCAGACGACUUCACAACCGACAUUACAGUACAAUCAUAUCUACCAAUAUCCUUACCCAAACCCAAUAUCUCCCGGCUCUGGUAAGGUCGGCAGCCAUCACCAUGGAGUGCAUAUGCCACCCGGCCAUGUCAGCAUUGCCAGGACCUGGCCUUCAGCUCAUUCUGUCAACAACAUCUUAGGCAUCCGCACCUUCAUGGAACAAACAGGAGCCAUUGCUGGUGCAGAUGGUGCUGUUUAUUCCCCUAAAAUGGAAGAAUGGACAAGUGUUAACAGGACAGGGUUUCCUGCUACUCAGAACAUCAACGGAAUAGAGAAAUCUGCUGUAGACCCUGACAUCAAAUACCAACAGGCUGCCUCCAGUCUCUCCUCUGUGGGUGGCUUCGUUCAAGCCUGCGCCUAUCCUUCUACCAACCAGUAUGGAGUAUAUGGGGGCCCAGGAGCCGGAUAUGUCACCCAGGGGCAUCACUGGCAAACACAGGGAAGCCCCCUUACCCACCAUGGCCCAGGUGUGACUGUACAUGGUGGAGACAUGGCAGCCCCUAUGACCUUCAAGCACCAAGUCAGGGAAGAUCUUGCCCUCGACGUCCCUGUGCCGGACUCUGAACCACCCCUUCCCCAAGCUGAGUGGGACAAAGAGCAUCAGAAGUGCCUAGAGGACGCCCAAAAAAUUGUGGACUCCAAAAUAGAGAAGGCCCAGCAAAAACAAAAACAGGACUUUGAUACGCAUGCACAUGCUGAGCCCUUACAGCCUGGAGACCAGGAACCUGUUCAAGAGCAGCCAAGAGCAGAGCUGCCAUUGUCUUCAGAAAGUAAGACUCCAACAGAGUUUCCUUCCAUGCUUGACCCCCUUCAGUGGUUAUUCCAGCCUCAAAUUCGAGUCCUGAUGCCAGUUGCUGAGAUUACUCCAAGUCAGACAGCUGAUCCUCCUGCACAAGUCCAGGACUCUACUUCUACCCCUGGAGACUCGGAACUGCCCUUGUGGAGAUCCCAACAGACCAAUAAAGUAAACCAACUGCCCGUUAUCAGGAAUUCUUUGAAACCAGUGUUUAGCUACAGAGACAAUGGAAGCCAAGUGUGA